GAUGGACCCAGAUAACCGUAGACGGUACUUUAUAGUUGGUUCUGUUAUAUUGGAGAUCGUUACACCAGUUUUCAGACAGAGGCUAGAGAUAGACUACAAAAGUAAAGGGUUAGGAUGUCUACAAGAUUUCAUCAACAGUAAACCUGUUAUACACAUCCUUUUCCAUCUACGUCACACCAAUAUAAAGUGUUGUGUGGACAGUACCAACUGUAGGAAUAGAAGGAAACUACCAUUAAACUACAGCCAAUGGGAUUUACUGUACACAGAGAAUCCAGGACCACCUAAGCAUCACUGUCACUGCUUGUAUACAACUAAUAACGUAAAAUUAGAUGAUCUUGAUAUCACCUUGGCUAGUUUGAUUUUACUGAAUUGCUGCAAUCUGACCCCAAAUGAGGAGACAUUGAUAAAAGAACUAAGAGAAUUUAAGAACAACUAUCUUAGUCAUAACACCAAAGGUGCCAUAACUGAAAAAGAGUACCAAACACUGUGGAAUGACCUUAUGACAUAUGUUCUUCAACUUGACCCCAGUAAACAAGAUGACUUCAUAAGGAUACAGAACAGACCAUUGGAUGAUUCACUGUGCAACAAGUACUUUGUUUGUCUUCUGGACAUUCACAAAAAGCUUGAAGAGAUUAGUGACAAAUUGGAAUCAAGCACUGAUGAAAUUUUGACUGCAAUGAAUAUCAACAAUGACCAAUUAAAAGUGGAGCUAAUUACAAAACUUGAGGAGAUAUUACAAUAUGUAAGAUGUCAAUCAUCCAAAGAGAAAACUGACAGACACGGGAUUAAACAGCAACAUCUAAUACAGCCCUACAAACUAGGACAGUCUAUCUUCACAUUUCAUCACCAGACAAACCUGUCAUUAGUAGUUGAAAGUGGCAUAUUAGAUGCAGUGAUGAUGGAUGACGGUAGACUGGUGAUAUGUUUACCUAUUCAGUGCAGACUAUUGAUCUAUAAUACAGAUGGAUCACAGUUAGACAGUUUACCUAUACAAGGCAGACCUUGGUAUGUUACAGCAGUCAGCAACUCUACAGUAGCUGUUACACUGUAUGAUAGUAAGUGUAUAGAGAUGUAUGACAUAAACAAUAAACUCAAACUUCAAACAAUAUUAAUACCUGGAAUGUUGCAGUAUAAGAGUGACAUAACAACUUUAAAUAAAAAGUUAAUUGUACGUGUUGACAACAGACUACAGGUCAUAAAUCACCAGACAGGAGAGGUGAUACAGACAAUAAAGACUGAAUGUCAUCCUUGGAGGUUACAUGGUUCUGGUGACAGAAUAUUCUACUGUGAUAACUACUACAACAACAAUAAGCUGUACUGGUACAGUUAUACUGAUGACAGACACCACACCCUAACAUUACCAUCACCACCCAGGAGUAUGACUACACUACUAGAUGGCAGCCUGUAUGCGAUGUGUUGUGAUGAAUCAGUACAACAUGUGUCAACUGAUGGUAAACAUUAUAAACCAGUGAAGACACUUCAAUCCACUCUAAUGUGUAAUGGGAUACAUUAUAAUCUCACACAAAGGAAACUAUUGACCGUACAAAAUAAACAUGUUACAGUCUACAAUGAAAUAUAACUAAAUAAGUUAUUACUUUAUGUCUUAUACAUACAUUAUCUGUCAAACUUAGUGAUAGAUAUAUCUUCACUGUUUCUUGUAUCAUUCAGAAAGUGAUAAUGUUUGUUUCAAGCACUUGAAAUUGAAUGACAUCUGUAGCUUUUUUGUACAUAUUUUAUAUAUUUUGGUGUCGACCAUUAAUUGGGGAUAACUAUAAGAUUUGCACUUUUUUUUAAAUAAUUCAAAAGUGUGUUAUAGGAUGCUAGUAGGCAGUGUUAGCUUAACUGAUUCACAUUAUAUGACAAUGAAACAUUAGGAUUAUAAGAUCUAUUAUGCUGAUUGAUGUUAAAAGAUAAGGUGGGAUAAGGGUCGUUUUUCUGCUGAAUAUUUCAUUGAAAUUUCAAUUUUAAUGACAAGAUUUCAAUUUGUGCUUAUUUUAUAGGAAGAGUUGAUACCAAAUAAGAAAAAACGUUACCUGCUGACAUCAUAAUACAUACCAAUGUGUUCUACUAAAGUUACUGUUCAAAGCAAUAUUCUUAAAGUUGCAUAGAUUUCAGUUUUUAGGCACUGCAAAUUUUGUGUACCUGCAAGUUCCAACCAUGUAAUAUGCCAUCAAUUUUGAACACCUUUCAUGUAAAUAUUUAUAUGGUACUUGCAUGUGCUCAAUAUUUCUAACUCAAAAAUAUUAUUAAAUAAUAAAAAUAAAUAUUAUUAAAGAGCCUGUGUUGCUAAUGAUCACCAAGGUCUAUGUCCAUCUUCAACAAUGAACACUUUCCACCAUUACAGACUAUUGUAUAAUUCAUGACAAAAAUCUCUUUUGUUGAUCUUGUAUCGCUGAUCAUUAUUUUUGUUUACAGUUUCCCUCUUUCUACUUUAGUUUUUGCCCAAAAACACAAAGAAAGAGGUAAGAAUAACUCCAAUAAGAAGUUGUCUGACAGUUUUGAUGUUAAUGGAAAGAAUAAUUGAAAAAAAUAAUUUUAAGUUAACGAACAACGAACAAUGAGCAAUGAAAACAAAACCAUGGAUGAAAACCACAGAGGCCAAAGGGCAAGAUGAGCUAAGAAUAAAUAUAAUCUAAGUCAUUAGGUGUUGGCCUGACCUUCAGAUCUGUUAUACAGGCAAACAUCAAGUUAGUGAGAGCUUCACCGACAGACAUCCUUGACAUACAUGUUGGAUCUAUCAAGCCUUUGAUUGGUUGUUCUCCUGUAGCAGUCACAGAUCCUACUUAUAAAAUCAUAAACAUUAACUAUGUGUAAUAUGGACAAACACCAAGUUAGUGAGGGCUUCCCCGACAGACAUCCUUGCCAUACAUGCUGGAUCUAUCAAGCUUUUGAUUGGUUGUUCUCCUAUAGCAGUCAUAGAUCCUACCCAUAAACAUUAUUAUGUGGUAAAAGUUUAGCUUCAGGCUUUUUUGAAAUUCCAUCAAUCUGAAAUAUGAUGUAUGAAAUGGUAAUAAUGAUUUGUAAGUUGCAAAGAUAUAAAUACAUUUCCAAUAUACUAAGACUUGACAAGUUAAUGUUUAUUCAAUAUAGCCAAGGGAAAUAUUAUAUUUCGUUUUAAAUCAAUUUGUCAGUAGAAUUAUGUGUGUAAACUGAGAUGUAUUUCUAUAAAAUUGUAAUGUAAAACAGUAGAUGUCUUUUUUGUAUUGUUUAGUUUGCUAUCUCUUCACAUCUGUGAAUAUUAACACAAUGUCUAUAAUCUUUUCUUUUCUUUUGCUCUUCAUGAUGAAUAAAUAAAAAGAAAAUAUCUUUCAUCAUUAUACCUCAACAAACUGAGACUACUUCCCCAGCUUUUACGCUCAUAUGUACAUAAAAAUCCAGCUAGGUAUUUAGAUGUAUCUAUGGGUUAAUGUGUUAAAUCCUAGCAAAAUUAAUAAACAUUAUCACCUACAGUUAUUUCGCCAUAAUUAUUUUAAUUGUAAUAUUAACUUAAUACGUCCAACUAAGAAUGACACGAUUCUUAUAUGAUAAGUGUAAAUAUCUGUCUUUAUCAACUGACCAGUAUUGUACAAAUUUAAUUUUAUUCGUAUAUAUUAUUUUCGUUUUUGUAUUUUGCUUUUUUUUUUUAUUAAUGUGUGAUAAGUAUUUAUAUUAUUAGAUUA
This is a messenger RNA of Mytilus californianus (California mussel), 3659 nucleotides long. RefSeq lists its product as uncharacterized. The coding region runs from base 2 to 1579 and encodes 525 amino acids. The record is from RefSeq and is a predicted model, not a curated record. The transcript is spliced from 4 exons. Lineage: Eukaryota; Metazoa; Mollusca; Bivalvia; Mytilida; Mytilidae.